Messenger RNA from Iphiclides podalirius (scarce swallowtail), 1446 nucleotides. The record is from the annotation of a GenBank genome assembly. NCBI's taxonomy places the organism in Eukaryota, Metazoa, Arthropoda, Insecta, Lepidoptera, Papilionidae.
AUGGAAAUCAGUGCUCUGCCGCCGAUGCCCUUGGACUUCUCUAUGGUGAGGAACGGCGCCGGCUCGCCUGGUGUACGCGAGGGAUCCCCGAGGCCGGUGUCGAACAGCGCUUUCAGGGUUGUUACGCCUAAAGGUGUAACGGCCAGCGAAGCACUACGCAACGGCAUCUGCCAGUCGCUAUGGGGCUCGUCAGUCCCUCGUCCGGAGCCAAGGCACGCUUCUCCUCCCCCACCACAGAGCCACGAUUCGUAUCACAUCAGAGAAGAGAUAAAAUUCGGUAUCAAUCGACUGGUUGGCGAUCGGAACGAGGAGGAAGAGGACGAAACACAUAACACUGAAGCAACGAGACCGGAGAAUGUGACGCCGAAUUCGCGCUGCGGUAGCCCUUGCUGGGCGCCAUCGCCGCAGUCGCCGCGUUCCAUCCGCUCCAGUUCUCCAGAGCUCGAAGUAGACUCCCCGCCGUCUUCACCUAGAAGACCACCCGAUUCGUCACCCCCUCUAAAAAGGUCCGAAGCGUUCUCCGUCAGCGCUCUGUUAAGACCUGACGCCCCGAGGGUUCAACCGCAGAGACCUUUCCUUUACCCACCACUGCCGUUCGCGGAGUUCCUCAGAGACGCAGGCAGCCUAGGCCUGCCCGGAUGGGGGGGAUACAGCAAUUUAUAUCUUCACGCCGUCCAAGCGGCUGGACCGGAGCUGCUUCGGUUGCGCGCCGCCGUUCUGGGAGCACCGAGCCCCUUGACCAGACCGCUGCUCAACGGCGACGUAUACUCCUGCGUUAAGUGCGAGAAGAUGUUCAGUACGCCGCACGGCUUGGAAGUGCACGCCCGAAGGUCCCACAACGGGAAGAGGCCGUUCGCCUGCGAGCUGUGCAGCAAGACUUUCGGACACGAAAUCAGCCUCAGCCAGCACAGGGCUGUGCACAGUGUGGAAAAGGUUUUUGAGUGUAAGCAAUGCGGGAAAACUUUCAAGCGCUCCAGCACGCUCUCCACACAUCUUCUGAUACACUCCGACACCAGGCCUUAUCCCUGUCAGUACUGCGGCAAGAGGUUCCAUCAGAAGUCCGACAUGAAGAAACAUACGUACAUCCACACAGGCGAGAAGCCGCACAAAUGCCAGGUGUGCGGUAAAGCGUUCAGCCAGAGCUCGAACCUGAUCACGCACUCGCGAAAGCACACCGGCUUCAAGCCGUUCGCCUGCGAGCUCUGCGGCCGCGCGUUCCAGCGGAAGGUGGACCUCAGGCGGCACAGGGAGACCCAGCACGCCGACCUCAGAGCACCCCAGAGCCAUCUGCCCCCGCACACGGACGUCCACGCGAUGCACCCGCAGGAGAUCCACGGAGUCGAUCACCGAAUAGAUCUUCGUCCCCCCCACCCGGAUCUGCGUCAGCACCCCGAGUUCAGAGGCCACAUGGCGACCGGCGUGCCACCCUUGCAGCCUCUGCCCUCC